Messenger RNA from Raphanus sativus (radish), 551 nucleotides. RefSeq names its product 50S ribosomal protein 6, chloroplastic-like. Gene Ontology annotation, biological process: translation. NCBI's taxonomy places the organism in Eukaryota, Viridiplantae, Streptophyta, Magnoliopsida, Brassicales, Brassicaceae. The record is from RefSeq and is a predicted model, not a curated record. The coding region runs from base 57 to 377 and encodes 106 amino acids. Gene Ontology annotation, cellular component: chloroplast; ribosome. Gene Ontology annotation, molecular function: rRNA binding; structural constituent of ribosome. The transcript has a single exon.
CGUUAAUCCGAAGUCUCAUACUCACUUCCACUACAGCAGAAAGAUUAGACGAAACAAUGUCUCUGUCAGCGAUCUUUGGCACUGGAAACGUCACUGUUGCUGCUUCUCCUGCGCUCCGCCAAUUCCAAAUUCCUAAACUGGGAAACGGAGGAGGAUUGGGAAUGGUGAUAGAGUGUUCGUCGAGGCCGCAGAAGAAAUCUACGGCUCAUCACAGGAAGACGAGGCCGAAGAAGACGCAGCCUUGGGACAUCAAGAGAAAGCCUACUGUUUAUGCUCCUCUUCCUCCUCUCCCUCCGGAUUGGAUUCCGCUCGCUCUUUCUUCCGACGACAGUGGUGCCACCUCCGCCGGAGAUUUGGUUUCAGGCGCCGCCGCAUAGUUAUGAGUGUUAUCUGCUGGUCUGUUUGUAAUAAUGUCUGAAAGCAUAUUGUAUUUCUCUGUUUCUGUUAAUGUGUUAUCAGUUUUUUCUUUUCUUCCUGCUGUCUGGUUAUUCUGUGGGCCCCCUCUUAUAUGUUUGUGUGUCUGAAAUUUAAAUGGUUGAUCACUCUCAUUC